Blastomyces dermatitidis ER-3 is the source of this 1089-nucleotide messenger RNA. RefSeq lists its product as uncharacterized. The transcript is spliced from 2 exons. NCBI's taxonomy places the organism in Eukaryota, Fungi, Ascomycota, Eurotiomycetes, Onygenales, Ajellomycetaceae. The record is from RefSeq and is a predicted model, not a curated record. Bases 1 to 1089 code for a protein of 362 amino acids.
AUGGAAGCAGUCAGUGCAGUUGCAAAUAUUGUUGCGCUCGUGGAGGUGACCGCGAAGAUUGCCAUUGAGUGUCUCACGUAUAUCAAUGCGGUCAGGGCUGCGUCUGCUGAUAAACUACUCCUCGAGAAGGAAAUCAAUUCCUUGCUCGACAUUCUCGAUGAUGCCAAGCAACUUCUGAAUGGUCCCAAUACCGCGAAGCUAUCUUCCUCGCAGAAACUACACAAUGCGGUUGUCGACUGCCACUCGCAGCUCUCAGAGCUGGAAGCCAGAGUCAAGCCGAAGAAGCCCCGCAAGAUCGCAGGUUUCAUCAAAUUUCGGUCGUCUUUAAAGUGGCCCUUCGAGAGCAAAGAGUUCGAAAAACGUCUCCAGAACAUGGAGCGAUGUAGGAAUACUAUACUUUUAGCAUUGCAGAUUGAUCAAACAGUUGCUAUUCUCAGCAUAGUAGAGAAUCAAGAUAACGCAACACUCUCAACAGUUCUAUCGCACCUACCCUCUGCUGAGGGGGCAUCUUUCGAUUCUCAUGCCAACGAGGGUGACCCAAAAUGCCACCCUGAUACCCGAACGGAUAUCCUUCAGCAGAUUUUUAACUGGGCAACGGAUCAACAGUCCCAGGCCAUCUUCUGGCUAAAUGGGAUGGCUGGUACCGGAAAAUCUACUAUUUCACGAACUGUGGCUCAAACCCUUUCUGGCAUGGGCUUUCUAGGUGCCAGCUUCUUUUUCAGAAGGGGCGAAGGCGACCGUGGCCAUGCAGCGAAAUUUUUCACUACCAUUAUCGCCCAGAUGGUGUCCAAAUUGCCGGUGUUGUUAGAACAUGUGAAAAAGGCUAUUGAAGCAGAUCCUGACUUGGUCAAGAAGGCUCUUACCGAGCAAUUUGAGAAAUUUAUUUUGGAGCCUUUGCUUGAGUUGACGGGACGGUUUCCAAAGGCACCACAUCUCGUUAUUGUGAUUGAUGCUUUAGAUGAAUGCGAACGCGAGCAAGAUAUAAAAGCCAUCCUUCACCAUUUGGCCAGGACGAAAACUAUUCAGUCGAUAAACUUGCGGAUCUUCGUAACUAGCAGGCCGGAAUUACCGAUUCGAUUGGGUUUUUAA